Messenger RNA from Aspergillus pseudoviridinutans, 1290 nucleotides. Its product is annotated as beta-ketoacyl [acyl carrier protein] synthase domain-containing protein. The transcript is spliced from 5 exons. Lineage: Eukaryota; Fungi; Ascomycota; Eurotiomycetes; Eurotiales; Aspergillaceae. Gene Ontology annotation, biological process: secondary metabolite biosynthetic process; fatty acid biosynthetic process. Gene Ontology annotation, molecular function: fatty acid synthase activity. Bases 1 to 1290 code for a protein of 429 amino acids. The record is from RefSeq and is a predicted model, not a curated record.
AUGGCUAUCAACUUCUUCGAAGAGACUGGGGAACCCGUCCAGCUCUCUUCUCACUCUAAUGUCCACAUAGAAGAUAAAGCUUCAAACUCGUUGGACGACGCAUCAAUGCCUAUUGCCAUUAUUGGCAUGGGAUUUCGAGGGUCCGGUGAUGCCAGCAGCGUCGAAAAGCUAUGGAAAAUGAUCCUCGAAGGCCGGGAAGCAUGGAAUCAGAUACCCGAGUCGAGAUGGAACAGUCAUGCGUUUUACCACCCAGACCAUGCGAGGCACGGCACUAUCAAUGUCCAAGGCGGCCACUUUCUGACAGAAGAUGUAUCCCUUUUCGAUGCGCCCUUUUUCAACAUGACGAGUGACGAGGCAGCGGCGAUGGAUCCCCAGCAGCGGUUAUUGCUCGAAGUGACCUAUGAAGGACUAGAGAACGCCGGUAUACCGCUUCCCGAUAUUAUGGGAAGCCAAACAUCCUGUUUCGUUGGGUCUUUCAAUGCGGACUACACAGAUCUCCUUCUUCGCGACCCCGAUGCUAUCCCCAUGUAUCAGUGCACCAAUGCCGGCCAGUCGCGCGCCAUGAUGGCAAACCGAGUGUCAUACUUCUUCGACCUAAAGGGGCCUAGCGUCACAGUUGAUACAGCUUGCUCGGGAAGUCUAGUCGCCCUGCAUUUGGCGUGUCAGACGUUGCGCACUGGCGAUGCUGCGAUGGCAAUUGCGGCUGGAGUAAACGUGAUUCUCAGCCACGAAUUCAUGUCCACAAUGACCAUGAUGAAAUUCCUGUCACCCGAUGGACGCUGCUACACAUUCGACGAAAAUGCCAACGGAUAUGCUCGUGGCGAAGGGAUCGGGUGUUUGAUCUUGAAGCCGCUGAAAGACGCCAUCAGAGAUAAAGACCCUAUCCGAGCCGUCAUUAGGGGUUCUGGGUCAAAUCAAGAUGGCAGAACUCCCGGCAUCACUCUCCCAAGUGGAGCGUCACAGGAGGCCUUGAUUCGCCAUGUUUACAGCAUGGCAGGCCUUCAUCCACAUGAUACAGAAUUCGUCGAAACGCACGGCACAGGAACUCAAGCAGGAGAUCCAAUUGAGACAGGAGCGCUCGCGAGAGUGUUUUGCGCGGAUAGAAAUUCAGACAGGCUACUGCGCAUUGGGUCCAUCAAAACAAACGUGGGGCAUCUGGAAGGAACAAGCGGAGUCGCGGGCGUAAUCAAGGCAGUGUUGAUGCUCGAGAACCGCACCUUCCUCCCCAACCGCAACUUCACUUCCCUCAACCCGCGCAUCCUGCUAGACGAAUGGAAGCUCAAGGCAUGA